CGGGGCGAGCGGAACAUGGCGCCGGGCGGCGGCGGCGGCGGCAGCGGGGGCGCGGCGGGGGCGCUGCGGGCGCUGCUGGGGCUGGCGCUCGCGCUCCCCCUGGCGGCGGGGCCGGGCCCGCCCGGCAGCGACGGCGGCAGCGUGAUCCUGGGCAUGCGGCUGGAGGGCACCAGCAAGCCGGCGGCCGCGGCGGCCGAGGGGGGCGUCAUCCAGGUGACCGAGGGCAGCCAGGUGCGGCUGCGGCUCUUCGGGCUGGGCAUCCGGCCGGGCACCGGGGAGCUGGUGGCCUUCGCCGCCCUGGGCGCCUGGGCCAACGGCAGCGCGGCGGGCAACGCCAGCGCCCCGGCCCGGGCCGAGGGCGGCUGCCCCGAGCCCACCCAGGACCUGGUGGUGCAGCCCCGCAUGGCCGAGACGCGCGACACCUCCGGGGUGCUGCUCGUGCGGGUGCAGCCCCUGCGGAAGCACGAGCGGGCCAAGGUCUACGUCCUGUGCACCAAGCGCGGCCCCGGCCAGCCCUGGCUGCAGCACCAGGGCAGCGACGGCCGCCUCAUGGUGGUGGAGGAGAAGAAGUCGCUGCUGCCCCUCUGGUUCCAGAUCAUCCUCAUCCUCUGCCUGCUGGUGCUCUCCGGCAUGUUCAGCGGCCUCAACCUGGGCCUCAUGGCGCUGGACCCCAUGGAGCUGCGCAUCGUGCAGAACUGCGGCACCAACAAGGAGAAGCGCUACGCCCGCAAGAUCGAGCCCAUCCGCAGGAAGGGCAACUACCUGCUCUGCUCCUUGCUGCUGGGCAACGUGCUGGUGAACACCACCCUCACCAUCCUACUGGACGACCUCAUCGGCUCCGGCUUAGGCGCCGUCAUCGCCUCCACCAUCGGCAUCGUCAUCUUCGGCGAGAUCGUGCCGCAGGCCCUCUGCUCCCGGCACGGCCUGGCCGUGGGCGCCAACACCAUCGCCAUCACCAAGUUCUUCAUGCUGGUGACGUUCCCCCUCUCCUUCCCCAUCAGCAAGCUCCUGGACUGCAUCCUGGGCCAGGAGAUCGGCACCGUCUACAACCGUGAGAAGCUGGUCGAGAUGCUGAAGGUGACGGAGCCCUACAACGAUCUGGUCAAGGAGGAGCUCAACAUGAUCCAGGGAGCUCUGGAGCUCCGGACUAAGACAGUGGAGGAUGUCAUGACUCCGCUCCACGAUUGCUUCAUGAUCAACAGCGACGCCAUCCUGGACUUCAACACAAUGUCGGAGAUCAUGGAGAGCGGCUACACCCGCAUCCCGGUCUAUGAGGAGGAGCGCUCCAACAUCGUGGACAUCCUCUACGUCAAGGACCUGGCCUUUGUGGACCCUGACGAUUGCACCCCCCUCAAGACCAUCACCAAGUUCUACAACCACCCGGUCCAUUUCGUCUUCCACGACACCAAGCUGGAUGCUAUGCUGGAGGAGUUCAAAAAAGGCAAAUCGCACCUGGCCAUCGUGCAGAAGGUGAACAGCGAGGGCGAGGGCGACCCCUUCUACGAGGUGCUGGGGCUGGUGACGCUGGAGGACGUCAUCGAGGAGAUCAUCAAGUCGGAGAUCCUGGACGAGUCGGACAUGUACACUGACAACCGCACGCGGAAGCGUGUGGCCAACCAGAAGAACAAGAGGGAUUUCUCCGCCUUCAAGGACUCCGACGGCGAGCUCAAGGUGAAGAUCUCGCCCCAGCUGCUCCUGGCCGCACACCGCUUCCUUGCCACGGAGGUGACGCUCUUCAUGCCAACCCUCAUCUCGGAGAAGAUCCUUCUGCGGCUUCUCAGACACCCCGACGUCAUCCAUGAGCUCAAGUUCGACGAGGAGAACAAAAAAUCGCCCCGGCAUUUCCUGUACCACAGGAACAAGCCGGCCGACUACUUCAUCCUCAUCCUGCAGGGGAAGGUGGAGGUGGAAGCCGGCAAGGAGAACAUGAAGUUUGAGACGGGAGCCUUCUCCUAUUACGGUGUGAUGGCGCUGAACUUGCCCCCGCCGCUGGAGCUGCGCUCCCUGUCCCACAUGAGCAGCCUGAACCGCUCAGCGUCGCUCAGCUACCAUGAGCGCUCGGACUCCGUCGCCUCCCCCAUCAGCGGCAGCAGCAACCAGCUCAACGUGUGCACCAGCGCCCAGUACGUCUCCGACUUCAGCGUCCGCGCCCUCACGGACCUGCAGUUCGUCAAGAUUACGCGCCAGCAGUACCAGAAUGGCCUGAUGGCCUCGCGCCUGGACAGCUGCCCUCAGUCUCCGGACAGCAGUGCCCUCAAAAUGGACAUCAGCUUGACAGACAAGGCGGAGCCCUUGGGGGCCGACGAGACCACCAGCCUGCUGAACGAGAGGAACUGCCUGGACCGCAGGGGCAGCCACAGCCCCCAGGAGAACUCCAUCUGAGCCUGGCACCAGGGCCCCCGCCGGCGCCCCCGCCAGGACACUUCACACCCUUCGGGGUGGGGAGCCUUUCCCCGCGUCCAAAUAGCUCUGUCUAGAGAUCCCUCCCUCUGCGAGCCACUUUGAUCGCCCGGGGCAGCCCCUGCUGCCAGCGUUGGUGAGGAUGUGGGUUCGUGGCGCCGUGGCCACACUGGGAUGCAAAAGGGGAUCCCCCACCCCUUCCCCGAAAUGUGCCCUGGAGCUGUUGGAUCCCAGGGACCGACUUUACCUCGGCCUGGGCCAGGCGUGGACUGGGAGCAGGGAGGGUGACUCCGCAGAGGAUUUAUAAAGGGAACUCAUUGGCUGCUGUUUCUAAACUGGGUUUUAUUUAAAUGAAUAAAGAUGGAAACAAAGGGACGAGCUCUCAAACCCCAGGCCGUGCCUGGAGUGCCCCCGCCGAGAGCAGCUACGCUCACCCGCUUGGCACCUCAGCAUGACCCAUUGCACUCCCCCCGCAGCAUGGCCCUGGUUCAUGUCACACCCUCCCCACCCCUGGUCCAGCAGCAGAUCAGUCCCUGGCCAUCCCGCCUGGGGAGGGGACAGCGAUCGGCCCGGGCAGCAGCUGCCGGUUGUGGGAGUCGCUGGCCCAGCUCAGGGAGCCUUGGUGUCUCGUAGGUUUCUUUUUCUUGUUGUUGUUGCCGGGUGGUUGGGAGUUCGGAGCAGCCAGCACUGGAGUCGGCCACAGUCAGGGUGGUUGGAACCCAUCCUAGCCGGGCACUGGCCUUGCAGAGCUCUUCGUGCGUCCGUGUCAUUUGGCGCAUCUCAGAGGUGGAGCCCAGCACGUGUCCAGGAUUCAGCUGGGGGUGGUGGGGCCAGGCUCAAGGGGUACUUCUCGCUCCAAGCGCUGGCCGCAGAGCGGAGCGGUGGCGCUGGCCGGGAUUCUGCAUCGCUUCAACAGACAUGGUGCGGGUAAUAUUGUGAGCGUGGGUGUGAAUGGGGCUGGGUGGGAGUGGAGGGGCCAGGCCCUGGGGGGGUCAGUGAACCGCCCCCUCCGGCCGACAUGGCUUGUGAGGGGACGUUGGUUUUGUCCCUGCUUGGCCGGAUUCUGCUCUCGCCUGCGUGGGGUUUGCUGUGUCAGUGGGGUACCCUGUGUGCACCCGCCUGAGGUCUGGCUCGGUUGGGACAGACGCCUGGGCUUCUCCACCCACCUGGCCAAGAGAGACCAAGGGACCUCGUUCAGCUCUCCGUAGCUCCAGUGUCAGUCCAGAUUUACCCUGUUGACUCGCUAGCUGAGCCCAGUUGACCCGGAGUAACUGAGAGCAGUGGGGCAGCCUGUGUCCUCGUGAGCCAGCAGAGACCAAAGCAGUGUCGCUUGUCCCCUCCCACAGGCUCAGGGACCCGUGGUGCCCCCACCUGUCUGUGUCCCCGUGGCUGCUGUCUGGGCUAGCUGGGAGCCCUGGCCUGGGGCACCGCCGGGGAGAGAGGGCUGGGCAGAGAAUGCCGUCUGGGAGUGCUGCCCUGGAGAGCCAGUUUCUCCUCCAAACCAACCUGGCUUCUGAGCAAUAAUUGCUCCGGGGAUGCUCCUCGGCAGGGCAGGGCAGGCUCCCCUGGGUGCCCCUGACUCCCCAGGCAGGUGGACAGGUGUAAUGGGGCUGUCGUGUGACACUGGAGGGGCUGGAAGAGGCAGGGCCUUGGCAGGGCAGCCCCCGUGCUCAGAAGCCCCUCUGGACAGCGAGGGAUGCCUAUUUGUCCUGCACCCCAGCUGUUCCUUGUUCGGGGGUUGUGAGGGAGCUGCUGUAGCUGGCUGGUUCACACUCCCCAUUGACAGACCAAGGGGCAGGGUGUCUGUGGGCACAAGCUGGCCCAGGGGGCACAGCCUCUCCUCAGUGGAUCCGGGUCUUCCCACCAGAGCAUAACCGCUCCACUGGGGGGACUGGACCUUCAGGGCGGGUCAACAAUGCCAGAGCCCUCGGGUCCCUCUGUCCCUGCCCGCAGCCCGGUGCCAGGGCGGCCUUUCUGGCUAGGGCCUCCUGUUUGAACUCCAGCCCACUCUCCCUUUUCAACCAAAGAUCAGAAACUAGGACAGUUCAGGCGGCCCCCUUGGGAGACUGCAGAGACGCUCAGCUCCUCCCGCCCCGCUCUUGGCUCUGGCUGAAAGGGGAAGAGCAAGGUGCUCUGGCGGGGCCAAUCACUACAUCUGGGCGUCAGCAGAAAUUAAAUGUAAUUGUUCAUUUGUAAUGCUCCUCGGCAGCCUCACGGAGCUGGGGGCGGAAGUUGGUCAGAUCUGUGUGGUUUUAAGACAAAUUUUAAAGAAAUGGGUGGGUUCAUGUAUUUCCGGUGCUUAAAUUACCCGUAAACGUAUGGCUGUGGAAUGAGUUCCAGGGUGUAACUAAACCUGCUGUUCCGCGCCUCAGAGUGACUUUGUCUGAGCGGUAUUCGGUGACUCCUGCUUUGGCUCAGUCUCCAGAUCAGAUCUGCGUUUAGGCCACGCCAGGGUUAACACAUGGGACACGAGAGCUGGUGCCCUGGUUGUCAGUGCUGUGGUAUUUGAUCAAAGAAACGCCCCAGCCGUUGACGUGUUUAUGGAAUUGUUCACCUCGCAGGGGGACCUCACCUGACCCACACCGAGGCUUUAAACGGACUCUAGACGUUAGCGCCAACAAGGACUGCUGCUUAUAGGCCCCAGAGAAGUUUCCUACUGGUGUCCUUGGUUACCUGGGUGAGUCGAAACCUUGUAAAAUUGAUGUGGAUGUUCUGACACCACCUGCUCAGGGUGAGAAGAAUCAGGUCGGUUGCCCCCGCCGUCAGUGAUACAGUACUCCUGCUUCUGAGCUCUUCAUAGGGCAAUUGUACCUUACCCCAAAAUGUACCGCGGGGACCGUAGCAGUCUCCUCGGGCUGACUGCCGCACGCAACCAUGACGUUGCGAUAGGGAAAAAAAUCUUCAUACUGUUGGAUUUAUUCUCUUGGGAGUUAACGGUUCCCAUAGAACAAAUAUCGCACGCUGAUGGAUUGCAUGCUGAUGUUUUAAAUGGGUACUGCACAGCGUAUGCUCUGGAGCGUAUGCUCCAGAUCCGAACUCCACGGUCGAGUUCGGAUCUGGAGCCCUCGUUUGGGAUCUGGGAAUAGUGCUGGGUAUGUUUUGUUGGUGAGGGAAGCUCCUCGGGGGCUUAGCAGAACUAGAGAGUCCGUUCCACAGGAAUCCUCCUCCUUGGCGAGAUGGAGGGAUGUCAGAAAAGUCCCCUUUGCAGAUCGUCAGAGACGUCUCUAGAGAGACGGUUCAAUUUUCUGUGAAGUUUCUGAAGUUGUUUUCUUGGGGAAAAAAUGGCUCUCCUGCUCCUAACCUUUAAAGUUGGAGUCAUCCCGACCUGGAAAAAAUUCUCCCUUCAGCCCCACCAGAGCCGAGCGCUCCUGGGAAGUGUCUAGUCACCGUUCUGUUGGUGUAGAAUCUUCUAGCUGGGGGGCAGAUGAACUCCAGUUCGACUCUCCAAUCCCAGGCAGCGUCCAGCUCUGGCAGGCGGAAAAAUCUUCCUUUGAAUUGUAAACGGAGCCGGCUCAGCUUCCUGGUCCACCUCUUCCGGUUUUCUGGGCUAAUUACAGAGAGACCUUUGGUCCCCCAAAAGUCUCUCAUCCCCAUUCAUGAUAACCACCAUCAAAAUAUGAAGGAAAGCCAUUCAGUACAUAGACACAGCUCCAGAGUUCCCCCAAACUCCCCCUCUUAGGGCGCCCCAGGAUGAAGGGUGAUUGGGACAAUAAGAUGAGCACUGUGAUAAUGGAUUGGCGCAGGGAGCUGGUCUUUAGAGGGAAAACAAGCCAUUUUUACAUAGUCACUCUUCAGUGUAGAAGCACACUGUAAAACAGUGGUUCAAUUGGUCUUGGUUUCCACUGGUUUCCAAGGCAGCCUGAAUUUUCUCAGUCUUGAUCUGCCUCUUGGUGCUCUGCCUGCAGCUGGGAGAUCGCCUCCCGUGUCAUUACGAUGGCAGCCCCAAAAGAGACAUUCUCAUUGGUGUCAUCUAGGCUGCUGUUAAAACCAGGUUUGCUGCAGUAUGGUUAGACAGGGAGAGUCUGGCCUUCCUUUUCUUUGCUCCUUGUGUGACCACAUAUGCCUGGGAUUGAGGGGUGCGGGAAGUCACCAACAGCAUGGGCGGAGAAUUCAGGGUUGGUCGUUUUCCGCCCUCUCAGCAGGUGACGCCAGGAGGUGCAGAGAGGCGAAGGAUCAGGCCCAGGCGCUGUGCUGUGUGUGGAUUUGGAGCAGAUGGGUUUAACUGCACUCUGGCUCUGCUCAGUGACUGGCUCUCCAGGGGAAUUUGCCAUCACUCUAGCCCAGGCUGUUGGCGACGGCUGUUGGAACACGCCUCUCACGUGGGCCCAUGGGCUGGGGAGAUCCGUAGGCAGUGGACCAUGGUUCCCUUUAAGUACUGUACCGUCUUGAAGUUUUCGUUUGACUCCCUGCAGCCAAGGUGCCAAGCAGCAGUGGGAAGCUGUGUCCUCCCUGAGCAUGCUCCAUAGAUUGACUCGCUGAAUUCUGCCGCUGACUGAUUUGCUGUGUCUCUUCUCAGCGCUGUAUUCUGGGGGUGGGACCCCUUGUAUAGAAAAAGGUCCUGCAGCUGUCAGAGUGGCUGCAUGUCUGGGGCACAGGACUGGGGCUCUGUAGACGUAGGUGUUAAUUCUAGCUCUGCUACUGAACAGCUGUGUGACCUUGGGCAAAGCCCUUCCCCUUCCUGUGCCUCAGUUUCCCCAUCUUUGGAACUGAUGAAACUCUCCUAAGUUAUAUGGGGAUACAUAGCAAAGCGGCACCAGAUCAUGGAGCACUUCUCACUCCAGCACUGCACAGCGCUGCAGGAUCUGUUGGGUUUUAAUACAGGGCUUUCUCAACCCCUGUCCGAUCCAUACCAUUUCUCAGCUGGUUCGGACGCUGAUGCCAGUAUUUUGAUUGCACCCUCCCAAAAGGGAGGGGGCCCUUUGGUGUGUGAACGUGCUCACAGUCUGUGAGCGGAGCUAAUGACCAAAGCUCGCAGGCGGCUCCUCAGGUUUCACUGAGAGGCUGGUCCCGUUGACUCAUCCAGAGCCACAGGCCUGAGCCCUGUGGGGCAGACUUUAUUGCAGACAAAUGGGAUGGGGGUGCGGAGGGGAGAUCCCAGGGGAAAUGAAUCUGGCCAGGUUAGAGAAGAAGCUGGGAAGGGAAAGGAUGUUAAGACAUCCUUAGGCAAUUGGAUCCAGUGAGGGCAGACCCUUGUAAAGUAAUAGAGGUACCAUAUGGGCUGAAUGAGCCAUCUGCCUGGACUGGGUUGCAGGAUUGGGGCCGACCUAGCUCGCCGCUCAGCCUUCUGAAAGGAAAACUCCAGUGACGGGACUUUUUGCCAGGAUUUCCCAAUUCUCCCAUCUGCAGAAUGGGCUUUUUAAUUUCCAUGUAUUGCAUUUAAUUCUAACUGUGUGUUUCCCAUUGAAAUUCAGUGGCAGAUAGACACUAUGCCUCUCCAGUCACCCUUCCUGAGAAGUAUGGCUCCCUCCUUGUCAGAGUCUGAGCCAUCCGUUGCCAUAGAAAUGCCACAGCUUGCACAGGGAUUUUUGGAGUGCAUCGUUGUCCCUUGCAAUUUCUUCCUUUCCUGUAUACAAGUCUUUCGCUUGCCGUCGCUUUUGUCUGAUUUUUCAUGUUCUGACUGUGUGUGAAGUUUUUUUUUAUUCCAGACAAAAGCACCGUGGUUUCCAAAUGCUGCCCACUGGGGGUGACUUUAUGUAAUUUAUUGUGUGGGGGUUAUUUUUUAAAUUAAGUUUUUAAAAUCCGUUCCUGUCAGGAGAGACUCUAGAGAUUAAAAAAAAAAAACAGUUCGUUUUUUUUUUUAAGGCAGAAAUAUUUCUCUGCAACGUUGGAUUGGAAAAAAGCUGAGGGUUUUCUCCUGAAGCCCCUUUCUCCGAGCACGCGUGAGCAUGUGCAUGGAGACGCCCGUGUUCAUGCCACCUGUCUCCUCGGAGGUCUGUUGGCAGCAGCUCUUUGAGCAGGGAGUUAGUUAUGUGCCGAUUAAAUUAAAUAAAACAGACGGCUCCUUUUUCGGUACGUGUCAUUUCCUGUUCUGUUGGAGACCAGGAAGUGACCUCAGAAAGGAUGAUGCUUCACCCAUGGUCAUGUUUCUCAUCAGUCUGGCUCCAAUCCAGGAAAGCAUCCCCUACAUUCAGGACAGCACCUAAGCAGGUGUUUAAACCCCUUUGGAGUCGUGGGAGUAAAGCACAUGGUUAACGUUAAGCACAUAUGUCCAGGUUUUCCUGAAUCGGAGCUCCAUGCACAUCUGUAACUCCAUUGACUUCAGUGGGUUGAUUCGCUUGGUAACUGUUCUCUCCACUGACUUCAGAGGACGGACUCCUAAUCUGUGCUGGUGUGAGAGUAGAAUCGAGUCACUCGGGCCCUCGGUUAUCAGAGACUCGACCUGUUACGAGGAGCAAAUCGAUUCCGUUUAAAGGCCCAGUUGAUGUUCUCAGUAGCUGUCAUGAGUCGUGUUCAGGUUUUAUCCAGGAUACUACCGUCUCCAUGAAACAAUGCCUCCACCUAGCACAGGGGACUGGGUUUGCAAACUGCGUGGCUGGCACCAAAGUGCAGAACAGAGCGAGGGCAUGUGUCGAUCCAGAUCAGACCUUGUCCCCACUGGGAUCUUGGGUGGAACCCAACACUCGGCUCCAAAUGCCCUCGAAUGUUGUGGCCGUUCCAUAGUCUGUGGGCCUGAUUCUGCCCUGCCCUGCAUACAGGCAGUUACACCACUGCAGAGUAGGUACAAAGCAUUGCGUUCGGAUUUGGCUGCGUUUUAUACUCUCUUGUGCACAGUGUGAGUGACUGCACAAGGGGCAGGGCAGGAGAGAAUCACACACACAUCCUCUGCAGGGAAUUUUAGCUCCUCCGUGCCGGUUGUCUCCUCUCUCCUGAGCAAUCCCAAUUCCGCUGGCUUUCCUCCUCCCUAGCCAAUCAGCAAUAACCCCCACACUGGACUCCCCUGGCUUUGCAUCGCUGAUGGGGCCAAGGCGGGGAGAUCCAAAUACUGUAGACGGGCCAUGCCAGGUAGCAAAUGACUAAUAUUUAUUUUGCACCAGAUUUAAUUUGUAUAUGUUUGUGAUUAUUUGGGGGGAUCGUCGUUUCUUGUAUAUUUUUUUCAUUGUUCUGAGUUGUGCCCUUUUGGGAGGGGAUUUGGUUGUGUUUCAUUUUUGAGUCUGCGUCUCUUGUCACUAAGAAAUUAUGAUAUUUGCUAAACGAAAUAUGGAAUUUAUUUUUUUGAUUGGGUAAUAAAAUAUCUCUCUAUAUUCCCUUCCUUCUGCGCUUUGUGGCCCCUGAAGGUUCAUUCCCAGCCGCGCAGGUGGAAGCCGGGAGACCGAAUUUGCGUAUGUCUAAUUUCAUGGGCAGUGGAGUGUCUGUUUCUGUUGAAUCGUUUCUCUGUUCACGUGUUUGGUGGGGAGCAAAUUACAUGAUCUCACAAAUGCUCACGUUUCAGCCAGAUCCUCAGCUGAUGUAAGUUGUUGUAGCUACCUUGAAGUCAGCAGAGUUUUGCCGCUUCACACCAAAUGAGGAUCUGCCCUGUGUUGUUUAUCCUAUUUUCAUUUCUUUACUCAGCUCUAAGGGCCAGGUUGCCAGCUGAUGUAAAUGGAUAUUGCUCCAUGAGAGUCAAUGGGCCAGAUCCCAGCUGGGGUCAAUGGGCCAUCGCUCCGUGGGAGUCAAUGGGCCAGAUCCCAGCUGGGGUAAAUCAGCAUAGCUCCAGUCACAUCAAUGGCCUAUCUGCUUUACACUGUCUGAGGAUCUGGCCCUUCGAGUUUAGUAAAGAGAUGGAACGGGAACUGGGGCAGCACUGAAAGAAACAGAGUUUCUUAUAUUUGCUUCUUCAUUUUCCAUUCACCAAUUCAAAGCUGUUAGUGCUUCCCUGCUCUGGCUGGGCGACAGCAGCCACCUCCAAAGCUAACGUGCCCCCCACCCACUCGUCAGCACUGCUUUUGGCUCCUAGAGCAGCUGAGAAUUUAAAGGGACGGGGCAGAGUUUGGGUCCUAAACUUACUUUAAAACAAAAAAAACAACCCUAAUUUUCCUGAUUUUGUUUUGAACGAGAAUCCUGGUGGCAGUGGUAUUGUGUCCCAUUGACCGCUCUGUCCCUGGGGGUUGCAGAAUGAUGCCAGGGCUUUGCCACGCCAGAGCAGGGGUUUGCUGGGCCUGGAGAGCCCCAGAGUAAAACUGACUCCUAUACAAAGGUGAAACUGACCAGUCCGUUUUCACUGGGCUGGGGGCUGUGUGUGCAGCGCCCUGCACGGUGGGGCCUUUGGACACUACUGUAAUACCCCAUACGUAAUGCCACCGCAUGAGAAAGCGGAUCCAAGACCAGGCCCUUAUUGAGGAGCUGAGGCUCCAAAUCCAGCCGGGCCCCGGCCUGCGGCUGGUGGGUAGGUGGCAGCAUUGCCCUGGGCUGUGAGAGCUGAAAGCCUGGGUCUUUACACCUCCGGGAACACGGGUGAUGGUACGGAACGCCCCGAGAUUUCCCAGCUGGAACCGUGUCCAAGCUGGGCAGGCUGUUCGGGGCUGAACCAAAGCCCGGGAAACGCACAGGAGCGGGCGUGUGGCCCUGCUCCCCCUUCUACUCGCUCCCCUGCUGUAGUACAGCAGAGAGGACAAGGCUGGAGCUCGGUGCUGAGCCGAGUUUUACAGUGUCUCAGCAGCAUCUUGAGCCUCCCCCAAUAACAAAAUGAGCUCACGCUCAUUCAGAGGCCGAGUGGGUCGGGCAUUUCCCCAGAGCUCAGGAGACCUGGCUUAUAUUCCUAGUUCUUCCUCCACCCUGCUGGUGACUUUGGACAAAUCACUGCACCCUCCAUGCCUCAGUUUCCCCUCCCACGCUUGGUUUAUUUACACUGUCGGCUCUUAGGGACAGGGCCUGUCUCUUGGUGUGCAGGUCCAUUUCCACUGACUGCUACGGUGGCCGGUUCGAAUCUGAUUGCUAAGCCUCGGAACGGCAGAACAGGGCGCGCUAGGGCUAGGCUGGGCUCGUUCUUUGGGGAGGACGGGGUGCAGACUUCAACUCUCUAGAAUUGCUCCCGCCCCACUCCCUACGACCCCCUCAGCUGGGACCGCCCCCAAGAGCCAGUGUUCCCGCCCUGCUCCUUCCAGCACUGUCAGCUGGGGGAGAGGCCAGGAUCGAAGAAGCUCUUGUCCCCCUCCUGACAGCACCCCCUGCUGGGAGAGGCUGGGACUGAAGAAGUGGGUGCACCCCAUUGGCAGCACUCCUGCGGUGUUCCCGAUGGUGGUCUCGAGUGGGAAGCACGAUAUUUUGAUUAAAAAACUAGAACACUAUAAAAUGCUCAGCACCUUGGCACACAAUGCUGCGAUGGGGAGGCAGAGGUGGGGCAAGGCUGUUUAUUCAAGGCCAGAAGGGACCAUUGUGAUCAUCUAGUGUGACCCCCUGUAGCGCACAGGCCAGAGGCCUGCCCACAAUAAUCCCUAGCGCAGAUCUGUCAGACAAACAGCCCAUCUUUAUUUACAGUUACAUUUAGCCAUAUUAAAACACGUCCUGUUUGCUUGAACCCAGCUCCCCAAGUGAGCGAUCACUCUGGAUCAGUGCUGGUCCUCGCCAUUAUUUACCUCUCCCUCAACGUUCGUGUCAUCUGCAAACUUCUUCAGGCAUGACUUUGUUUUCUUCCAGGUUAUUGAUAAAAAUGCUAAAUAGCAUAGGGCCAAGAACUGAUCCCUGCAGGGCCCCACUGGACACAGAUCUGCUCAGUGAUGAGUCCCCAUUUACAUUUUGAGACUUAUUAGUUAGCCAGAUUUUAAUCCAUUUACUGUGUGCUGUGUUCAUUUUAUAGUCUUCUAGUUUUUUAGUCAAAAUGUCACAAGGUACCAGGUCAGACACCUUACAGAAGAGUAAGUACAGACACCGGAACUAUUAUCUUUAUCAACCAAAUGAAAGGGAUAUCGGGGUAGUUCGGCAGGAUCUAUUUUCCACAAACCCAUGUUGAUUGGCAUUGAUGAUUAUUCAUAUUAUCCUCCUUUAGUUCUUCAUUAAGCGAGUCCCAUAUCAGCUGCUCUAUCUUGGCUGGGAUCAAUAUCAGAUUGAUAGGCCUGUAAUUACUCAGGUCAUCUCGGUUACACUUUUUGAAUAAUGGCACAACAUCAGCUUUCUUCUAGUCUUCUGGAACUUCCCUGUUGUUCCAAGACUUAUUGAAAAGCAACAUUAAUGUUCUAAUGACCUCCUCAGCCAGCUCUUUUAAAGCUCUUGGAUGCAAGUUAUUUGGACCUGCCAAUUUAAAAAUGUCUAACUUUAGUAGCUUCUGUUUAACAUCAUCCUAAGAUACUAGUGAAAUGGAAAGAGUGUUAUCAUAUACUAUAACUGCAUCAUCUGUUUUUUCAAAAUACAGACAAAUAUUUAUUGAA
This is a messenger RNA of Caretta caretta (loggerhead turtle), 12740 nucleotides long. RefSeq names its product cyclin and CBS domain divalent metal cation transport mediator 4 (gene CNNM4). Gene Ontology annotation, cellular component: plasma membrane. NCBI's taxonomy places the organism in Eukaryota, Metazoa, Chordata, Testudines, Cheloniidae. Gene Ontology annotation, biological process: magnesium ion transport; magnesium ion homeostasis. The record is from RefSeq and is a predicted model, not a curated record. Gene Ontology annotation, molecular function: magnesium ion transmembrane transporter activity; sodium ion transmembrane transporter activity.